Lactuca sativa (garden lettuce) is the source of this 740-nucleotide messenger RNA. Its product is annotated as Ribosomal protein S13/S18 family. Gene Ontology annotation, cellular component: small ribosomal subunit; mitochondrion; ribosome. The record is from RefSeq and is a predicted model, not a curated record. Gene Ontology annotation, molecular function: RNA binding; structural constituent of ribosome. NCBI's taxonomy places the organism in Eukaryota, Viridiplantae, Streptophyta, Magnoliopsida, Asterales, Asteraceae. Gene Ontology annotation, biological process: translation.
CUUUCCCGUUCACCACACCAUAGACAGUCCUCGACGUACAUCAGCAAUGGCUCAAGCGCUAGCAACACCCGUCGCACCUUCACUCUCUCUUAUCUGCACAACCUCAUCUUCCUUCAAAUCCAAAUCCGCUUCAAACUCUCUAUCAUUCUCAACUUUCAAUCCUCCAAAGGUUGGUGGGUUGAGCAUAAGAUGCGCUCGUGUUGGAGGAGUUGAGAUACCGAACAACAAGAGAGUUCAGUAUUCGCUACAGUACAUUCAUGGAAUUGGGCGUACCAGAGCUCUUGAGAUCCUCAACGACCUCAAAAUGGACAACAAAAUCACAAAAGAUUUAUCGGAAGAAGAGCUGAUUAUUCUUCGUGAUGAAGUUUCUAAGUACAUGAUUGAAGGAGACCUCAGGCGAUUCAAUGCGCUUGCAAUUAGGAGAUUGAAAGAAAUUCAGUGCUACAGAGGUGUACGCCACAUUCAGGGACUCCCUUGUAGAGGACAGCGAACGAAGAACAAUUGCAGGACUUUGAAGGGCAAAAAGAUUGCAAUUGCUGGCAAAAAGAAGGCCCCUCGUUAGACUCAAAUCUCUGGUUUGUGACUUUGUUCAUUGUUCAUGUUACAUCGAGAUUAUUGUUUAAUGUUAGAUUAAUUAACCUUGUUUUUUGUACUACAUUUUGGGUUCGAUGAUUAAGUUCAGAAUUGCAAUGAAACAAAGUUUUACUACAUUGAAACAAAAUUACAACUUUAAUGCUUAA